AUGUCGAAAUACAACCCAAUUGACGAUGAUGCCGACACCACGGCCGCCUGGGGAGACGAUCUAGGCGAUGACAUUCUGGCCGACGAGGAGCCACCGAGAUACGACCCUCAACCAGAGACACCAGCUGCUGCUCCGGCUAGUAACAUCAACAAUGUUCAGGGCUCCAUGGCGGGUGGAAACACAAACACAUCGUCGUCAACAGCAGCUAACCAGCGGGUGCCACGAGCCAACCCGGGAAAAUUCUGGAAUCUGUCCUUCUACGAGCAGUACUUUGAUGUGGACGCCAAGGAAGUGGGAGACAAGAUUGUCCAGGCAGUGAACCCUCUGUCGGGAGGAGGUCAGAGUUCCACCUACUUUUUAGACCAGCCUGCGGACCUCUAUGGCCCCUUUUGGAUUGCUUCAACACUCAUCUUCGCCCUCUUCUUUGCAAACACGUUGGUGGGACUUAUCAAAAACAGCUCUGGAGAGAAGUUCUCGUACGAGUUUGGGCUCAUCACCGCCAACGCCGCUCUCACGUACUCGUACACCUUUCUGGUGCCUGGAGCUCUUUUCCUGCUGCUCAAUUAUUGGGACAUUGGAGCCACCUCGCCCCAUCUGUCGAAAUUGGUCAACCUCAUUGCGGUGUACGGAUAUUCACAGUGCGUGUGGGUUCUCAUCUGCGCCGGCAACAUCAUUUUGCCUGUGUGGCUGCCCGUGGGCUUCUGGAUCAACCUUGUGGGCUGGGUGCUGACCACUGUCGGCUUCCUGUCAUCGGGUUGGUUUCUACUCAAGGCUCUGUACUUUCCCGUGAAGCAGAACUCGCCCCACUUGCACCUGCGAGUGCUGGUACUAGUGCUGCUACUGCAUGUGGGCUUUUCGCUCGCAGUCAAGUUUGCCUUUUUCAAGGGCGUGGCUCCUGUCAAGGACUAA
Yarrowia lipolytica CLIB122 is the source of this 909-nucleotide messenger RNA. RefSeq lists its product as uncharacterized. Lineage: Eukaryota; Fungi; Ascomycota; Dipodascomycetes; Dipodascales. Gene Ontology annotation, biological process: vesicle-mediated transport. Gene Ontology annotation, cellular component: membrane; Golgi apparatus. Gene Ontology annotation, molecular function: small GTPase binding. The record is from RefSeq and is a predicted model, not a curated record.